Saccoglossus kowalevskii is the source of this 408-nucleotide messenger RNA. Its product is annotated as fatty acid-binding protein homolog 5-like. Lineage: Eukaryota; Metazoa; Hemichordata; Enteropneusta; Harrimaniidae. Gene Ontology annotation, molecular function: lipid binding. The record is from RefSeq and is a predicted model, not a curated record.
AUGGCCAGUUUAGCAGAAUUCGCAGGCAAGUGGGUCUUUGUGAAGCACGAAAAUUCCGAACCUCUCUUUGCCGAGAUGGGGAUUCCAGACGUUGCCGCUAAGGCAAUGGCCGCUGCUAAACCAUCCUUGGAGAUUUACGAGGAUGAUGGGUGUUGGGUCUUGAAGGAGGCGUCGCAGUCGUCACCAAAACCUCACUUGGAGAAAUUCAAACUUGGCGAACCCACGGAUAUUCUUACCAUGUUCGGGAAACGAAAGAUCAUCGCCACGCUGGAAGAUGGGAAGUUGUACACCCGGGGCACCACUCCCGGUGACGACCUGGUCGCCGUGCGAGAAUUAGUUGGAGAUCAACUCGUUGCCAAAGUUACCAAGAAUAAUGUUACCGGAGUUUGUUACUUUUGCCGCGCUUGA